GUUACUGCCGACCAUACUGUCUGCAGAACAGACAAUGUUGUCAUUCAACGGACUUUUGUGUUUAAUAUUACUUGAUACACUUCGGCCGACUGUAUUUACUUUCGCAGCGCGAAUAUCCAACGAGAGACCAGACGUGAUGAAUCCACCUGCCACUGGCUUUGGGGUGAAGGAGCGUUUUCAGAUUGUUACCCAGCACAAUAGACUGCGUAGUCGGGUCAGCCCAAUGGCCGCCAACAUGCAGAAAAUGGAGUGGAGUGAAGGCCUGGCAUCUCUGGCCCAGGAGAGGGCUGCUGCAGCCUCCUGCUCCCUGGACUCUGGGCUGCAGGAGCGGGCCACCAGCAGCGGCUACGUGGGCUGGAACACCCACCAGGCAGUGCACGGGGAAUCCUCCCUGGCCAAGGUCAUCGACUCCUGGUUCCUGGAAGGCAGAGACUACAUCUACCAGGGUGGCCACUGUAGACAGAACAGCACCUGCCACCACUACACACAGUUGGUGUGGGCCACGUCUAGCUAUGUGGGCUGUGCUCAGCGCUUGGCAUGCCAGAAAGGAGGCUCUCUGUGGGACCUGUUUGUGUGCGCCUACUCCCCUGGGGGCAACUGGGAGGUGAAUGGCAGGCCGGUGGUGCCCUACAAGGCUGGAGUCUACUGCUCCCUCUGCACCUCCCUCAUGUCCGGCUGCUUCAGGCUCUGGGAUCACAUCGGAGGACUGUGUGAGACUCCUCGUAACCCGUGCCGUAUGAGCUGUGGGCAGCACGGUCGUCUGAAUGUCUCCUCAUGCCAAUGCCACUGCUUUCCAGGAUACACCGGACGCUUCUGCCAGGUUCGCUGCAGUGUGCGGUGUGUCCAUGGUCGCUACAGGGAGGAGGAGUGCUCUUGCCAGUGUGAUGUUGGCUACGGGGGAGCGCAGUGUGCUGAGAAGCUGCAGUUCCCCUACCACAGCUGUGAUCUGCAGAUUGAUGGAGAAUGCUUCAUGGUGUCUCCUGAGGCUGAGACGUACUAUACAGCCAAGCUGCAGUGCCAGGAGAAAGGGGGUGUGCUGGCUCAGAUCCACAACCAAAAGGUGCAGGACAUCCUGGCCUUCUUCCUUAGCCAGCUGGAGAACACCAACGAGGUGACGGACCACGACUUUGAAACCAGGAACUUCUGGAUAGGACUCACGUACAAGACUUUAAAGGACGCUUUUCGAUGGGACACUGGAGAGAGUCCUUCCUUCACAAGCUUUGCUUUUGGACAGCCUGAUAAUUUAGGCUUUGGCAACUGUGUGGAGAUGCAGGCUGCCAGCGCUUUCAACUGGAACGACCAGCGCUGCAAAACACGCAACAGAUACAUCUGCCAGUUUGCUCCGGAGCAUAUAGCGGUAUGGGAGAGAGGUCGGUGAGUACACCUUCUACUCUGUCUGAAGCUCCAAAAGGCGUCGUGUAGAGAGGAGUGCAGAGACUGAGAGAGAGAGAGAGAGAGAGAGAGAGAAAGAGAGAAAAGGACGGAGCAGGGUGUCAGGAGACUGAACCUCACUGGACCCCCAUCCCCCUGGCAGGCAGCUGAGCAGCGGGCUCCCCAGUCAUCAAAACCAGCCCUCAGGGGCCUCCUGCUCCUCAACUCCUCACUCCUCCUCUCAUACUUUCCUUAAGGUCGAUGAUGAAGAGAUUCUGGGGCCUUGGCUGUGGAGGAGAGUCACAGCCAGCCAGCACCCCUCUCCAAUGCACCCCAACUCACCUCACAUGCCUCCCUCCUCUCUCCCCUGUCUGCCGCCCAUCCAAAAAAGAUUCUGGACCAUGGUUGUGGAGGAGAUUUACAACACACGCCCCACCCUACCCUACCCCCACCCUACCGCACCGCACCAGACUGCACUGCACCCCAAGACACUCCAGCCUCCCCUGACUCAUGUCUAGCUCCCCACCCACUCUCUGGUCCUUUUUGAGCUUGGCUGAGAGGACACCCAGAAGCCUCAUUUGCAUGUUCUCUACAGUAGCGGCCCGGGUGCUGUGUGCUCCGUGCACUCGGUACGCUCACCCACCCAGAUGUCCUGCUCCUGCUCCUGCUUCUCCCCUCCUGCUGCAUUCAUGUUUUUGUGUGUCCCAGAUGCACAUCGGCCGUUACAACGGGUUUAAGAGAUGGGGCUUUAA
Molecule: messenger RNA, 2123 nt
Organism: Engraulis encrasicolus (European anchovy)
Lineage: Eukaryota; Metazoa; Chordata; Actinopteri; Clupeiformes; Engraulidae
Product: C-type lectin domain family 18 member A-like
Exons: 12
Coding region: 35-1378 (447 amino acids)
Source: RefSeq, a predicted model, not a curated record